CAGAAAGCCUGAGCUCUGUGAUUAAUGAUGAACAAAACGAACUAUUGAACGAAGUCGACCAAGGGCCAAGGCGACCUCCGUCCUCCGUGACCUCCGUCUAGGCCUCUAGGUCUGCCACCGCAGAACGCCAGCAGUCGAGCACCGCAGCCCGGCGGCUCCGCACGCCACCAGUUCAGCCUUGUUCAGCCCUUCAGCACCGCUGCAACGCACGCCGCCUACUCGCCACUGCAGGUAUCCACUGUACAGCCAAGGUGUUCGAAAAAAGUCUCAAAUUACAGAACUGUCAUUCUCGAUUAGCAGUUUAAAUUCAAUAGGAUUUGGUUAGCUUUUAUUUGUUAAUAAAGCAUGAAUGGGGUUUGUAAAACGGUGCCCCGGUUAUGGAGACAAGUGCACACAAGAUCCUUGCAAGGUCCCAGCGAGACCUUGAAGAAAAAGGUAGCCGAACUUGAAAGGAAGAGGAAAGGCAAUAAUUAUAGGAAGAGCCAAACAUUUGUCCAGGUGCGGGAAUCAUUGGCAUGGCUAGACACUCCCACCAUGCCGAUGAUACUCACCGUUGUUGGCACUGCGCUUUUAGCAAAGCUCAUGAUGAUGUAUGAUGACUCGAAGUCUCAGGAGAGGAUUGAGCAGCAGAUUAAUGAUGCUCCUGAAGGUCAAGGAACUGUGAGGAUGCUUACCCGUGAGGAAUGGGAUGCAAUUCAAGAAGUGCGGCCAAGGACUCCAUUCGAGUCUCGGUUUGCUCGUCCAAAUGCUCGGAUACGUACCGGUGAACCCUUGCACUUGGAGGAUGUGAAGGACUGGACAAUUGAUGUUUUUGCAAAUGCAUUUACACGAGCUGAAGAUUGCGCUAAACGUGGAUCGAACUGAUUCUAAUAUAAUGGAUAAACCUCAGCCUCCUCUUCAAAAGAGAGACUGGCUGAUCAGUUGAAGCUCAUCAGUUGAAAAGUGAAAAUUCCAUAUUAACCCCAGCUGUUACUUUUAUUUCAAGAAAAUUCGAAGGCCAUCUUCUGAGUUUAGUUCGCUCAACUGGUGGAGGACUGGAGGGUGGAGGCUUCCAUAGAAUACAGAAAGGGAAGAAAGGGCAAGUGAGGAAUCCUGCUUUUUGCCUUCAGACUUUCAGAGACGAAACUAUAUAAGAUUAACUAUUUCUGAGUUUAUAAAAUUUAGGUAGUUCAUGAGGGACAAUAUGUUAUCUUCUAAACAAAUGAUGACACCUGAAGACCCUAGAACCGACCAAACAAUUAUUUGUGAGAAUUUAAAUUGAGCUUUGAUCACAUAUUGAUAGAAAGAGAGUGAAGUUCUAUUCCAAGUCUUUCCUUGGAAUUGAACCCAAGACAUCACCUUUGGACACUCUUUCUACCAAGUGAGCUAUGUUCUUGGCAACAUGUUAGCUUCUAUGACAUAUGUUUGGAUCACCUAAAAUA
This is a messenger RNA of Cuscuta europaea, 1421 nucleotides long. Lineage: Eukaryota; Viridiplantae; Streptophyta; Magnoliopsida; Solanales; Convolvulaceae. The record is from the annotation of a GenBank genome assembly.